AUGUCAGGACAGAGCAUUACAGACCGGAUAACCGCAGCUCAACACAGUGUCACCGGUUCGGCUAUUUCUAAAACCGUGUGUAAAGCGACCACACAUGAAAUAAUGGGGCCAAAGAAGAAACAUUUGGACUACCUGAUCCAAUGUACAAAUGAGAUGAACGUGAACAUCCCUCAGCUGGCCGACACACUGUUUGAAAGGACUGCCAACACAAGCUGGGUAGUGGUCUUCAAGUCCCUCACCACCACACACCAGCUGAUGGUCUACGGAAAUGAAAGAUUUAUUCAAUAUCUGGCUUCAAGAAAUACUCUUUUUAACUUGAGCAACUUUCUGGAUAAAAGUGGCCUACAAGGGUACGACAUGUCAACAUUCAUCAGGAGGUAUAGCCGCUACCUGAAUGAGAAGGCUGUGUCCUACAGACAAGUUGCCUUUGACUUCACUAAAGUGAAAAGAGGGUCUGAUGGUGUAAUGAGAACUAUGAACACAGAGAAGCUCCUCAAGACUAUUCCCAUCAUCCAAAACCAGAUGGACGUCCUUCUUGACUUUAAUGUCAAUGCCAAUGAACUCACUAAUGGUGUGAUCAACGCAGCCUUCAUGCUUCUGUUCAAAGAUGCCAUUCGACUGUUUGCAGCUUACAAUGAGGGGAUCAUUAAUCUCCUCGAAAAAUACUUUGACAUGAAGAAAAUACAGUGCAAAGAAGGUCUCGACAUCUACAAGAAAUUCCUCACUCGAAUGACAAGAAUUUCAGAAUUUCUCAAAGUCGCAGAGCAAGUGGGAAUUGACCGAGGAGACAUCCCUGAUCUGUCUCAGGCCCCCAGUAGCCUGCUUGAUGCCCUGGAGCAACACCUGGCCUCUUUAGAAGGGAAGAAAGUCAAAGACUCAACAGCAGCCAGCAGGGCCAGCACUCUGUCCAAUGCAGUCUCGUCUCUGGCCAACACCGGCAUAUCCUUCACCAAAGUGGAUGAGAGGGAAAAGCAGGCUGCGCUGGAGGAAGAACAGGCUCGCCUAAAAGCACUAAAAGAGCAGCGUCUGAAGGAGCUUCACAAGAAUCCAGGGGUGGCGACCACCGACUCCUCUCCAGUAUCUACAAUGGGAGGCACAAUCAACUCGACCCCUGCUAUUGACCUUUUUUCUACCCCCAGCUCAAACAACAGCAGCGCCAAAGCAGCCAGUGACCUGUUGGACCUCCAGCCCGCCUUCCAGCAGCCUCUGCCUCUGUCUACGGGAAGCACAUGGGGAGAUCCCUUUGCCUCUUCUGUCGAUGUUGCGGAGGACAUUCCAAAUGCAAACCCUUUCCUCACACUACCUGUUGUUGAUGUCCACCUGUCCAUGGCACCCACUGAAAAUGGCAGCCUGACCUCUAGAACGCCUAGCCAUGAAAUGUUCGACUCGUUCUGUGGGCCAAACCCUUACGCCACCACUCCUCUCUUCCAUUCUGAGCCCCCUGCUGUAGCUGGUCUAUUCAGAGGGUUCAAUGCCUCCUCCCCGACAUCACAGAACUCCCAAGGCCUCAAUGUUGACUUUGACUCUGUGUUUGGGAACAACACUAAUGCCAACAACCUGGAUUCAUCAGAUAUUUUAGAUGGCAUCCUGAAACCUACAGUGGCGUCUUCACCCAAUCAAGCACUAACUCCUAACGGACAACUGGCAAACAAGCUUGUGUCCAAUGACCUGGACUCCUCUCUGGCCAACUUGGUCGGAAAUCUGGGAAUUGGCAAUGGAACAGCCAAGAACGAUCUGCACUGGAGUCAACCUGGGGAGAAGAAGCUGACCGGGGGUAACAACUGGCAGCCUAAGACGGCCCAUUCAACUACCUGGAACCCUGCUCCCAUGGCUCCAUCUGUCAUGGCCUUCCCCGCAACCACACCAACGGGCAUGGUGGCAUAUGGAAUGCCUCCGCACAUGGGCUCCAUGAUGAUGACACAGCCCACAAUGAUGUACACUCAGCCAGUGAUGAGGCCUGCCAAUCCAUUUGGGUCGGCUUCUGGUGCACAGAUGCAGUUCAUGUAA
Molecule: messenger RNA, 2007 nt
Organism: Knipowitschia caucasica
Lineage: Eukaryota; Metazoa; Chordata; Actinopteri; Gobiiformes; Gobiidae
Source: the annotation of a GenBank genome assembly